Messenger RNA from Ogataea philodendri, 792 nucleotides. RefSeq lists its product as uncharacterized. The coding region runs from base 1 to 792 and encodes 263 amino acids. The record is from RefSeq and is a predicted model, not a curated record. Gene Ontology annotation, cellular component: ribonucleoprotein complex. Gene Ontology annotation, biological process: ribosome biogenesis. The transcript has a single exon. Lineage: Eukaryota; Fungi; Ascomycota; Pichiomycetes; Pichiales; Pichiaceae.
AUGGCUCCAAAAGGAAAGAAGGUCGCCCCAGCUCCUUUGGCUACCAAGGCUAGCAAGAGCACCGGUUCUAAGAACCCUUUGAUUGAAUCCACUCCAAGAAACUUCGGUAUUGGUCAAGCUAUCCAACCAAAGAGAGCCGUCAACAGAUUUGUGAAAUGGCCAGAAUACAUCAGAUUGCAAAGACAGAAGAAGGUGUUGUCCAUGAGAUUGAAGGUUCCUCCAGCCAUCUCCCAGUUCUCCAACACUUUGGACAGAAACACUGCUGCUGAGGUGUUCAAGCUCUUGAACAACUACAGACCAGAGACUGCUGCUGAGAAGAAGGAGAGACUCACCAAGGAGGCCGCUGCUAUUGCUGACGGUAAGAAGAAGGAGGACGUCUCGUCCAAGCCAUUUGUUGUCAAAUACGGAUUGAACCACGUUGUCUCUUUGAUCGAGAACAAGAAGGCCAAGUUGGUUUUGAUCGCUCACGAUGUUGACCCAAUCGAGCUUGUUGUUUUCCUCCCAGCUUUGUGCAGAAAGAUGGGUGUUCCAUACGCCAUUGUCAAGGGUAAGGCUAGACUCGGAACCUUGGUCCACCAAAAGACCAGUGCUGUUGCUGCUUUGGUCGACGUCAGACCAGAGGACGAGGCUACUUUGGCCAAGCUUGUCUCCACCAUCAACGCUAACUUCACCGAGAAAUACGAGGACCAGAGAAGACACUGGGGUGGAGGUAUCAUGGGAUCCAAGACUACUGCCAAGUUGGCCAAGAGAGCUAGAAUUGCUGCUGCUGCUCCAAAGAGAGUCGAGGCUUAA